Exophiala aquamarina CBS 119918 is the source of this 741-nucleotide messenger RNA. RefSeq lists its product as uncharacterized. The coding region runs from base 1 to 741 and encodes 246 amino acids. The record is from RefSeq and is a predicted model, not a curated record. The transcript has a single exon. Lineage: Eukaryota; Fungi; Ascomycota; Eurotiomycetes; Chaetothyriales; Herpotrichiellaceae. Gene Ontology annotation, cellular component: membrane; endomembrane system.
AUGCCUAGCACCAUGAAACCGCGCAGCAAAUCGGAGCAGGCACUGAACUCCCUGAUCCAACAACAUCCGCUGCAACGACUUGCAAGCCCAUCACGAACAAUCUCAGCGUGCGUGCACAUCCUGGGACUCGCGUCGUACGCAUCCAGCUUUGACUAUCUCGUCGGGCACCCGAACCACAUCAACCAAGCCUACGGCUGGCACUUCCAGUACCUAACGAUCAUCGGGCUUUCCCUCGCAACACUGACAUUCUCUCUCGGCCUCGUCGCAGACGUCACCCUCCACCGCGGAGCCUUCGCCGCGAAGAAUGUGAUCUCCAUGUGCGCGGCCCCGAUGGAAGUCCUCAUCUCGACGCUGUACUGGGGCCUGCGCGCCAUCGACCCGGCCCUCGUCGUGCCGCCGGACCUUGAGUUGCCGCUUUCCGCGGACCUGGGGUUCCACCUCGCGCCAACGGCUUUCCUGCUGCUGGAUAUUCUGCUAUUGAGUCCGCCGUGGACGAUCGCUGGGGUGCCGGCGUGUGUGCUGUCUAGUGUGAUUGCUUUCCUGUAUUGGUUCUGGAUCGAGGCGUGCUUUCGGCAGAAUGGGUUUUAUCCGUACCCGUUGUUUGAGUUGUUGGACAAUUCGCACAGGGUCGCGUUGUUUGGCGGUUGUGCGGCUGUCAUGGCGGUGAUUACGCUGUUGUUGAAGAGAGUUUAUGCGGUGGUGAAUGGGGCGGGCUCCGAGUGGCCGGGGAAGCUGAGAUGA